Mesorhabditis belari is the source of this 699-nucleotide messenger RNA. Lineage: Eukaryota; Metazoa; Nematoda; Chromadorea; Rhabditida; Rhabditidae. The record is from the annotation of a GenBank genome assembly.
AUGGGCUCAGUGGAGCUGUUGGGCAUCACCGAAUCAUCCGACAAUCCGAUGUACUCGACAGCUCUCCGAAAAACGGCAAACAUUUUCCCAGAAGCGCUCAAAAUUUUGGACAAUCCUGAGACGAUUUCGAGAAAAGAUUGGAAAAAGAAACACGAACAUAAAGGAGAUAUUUGUUAUAAUAAACAUUGCUCAUUAGGGAAAUGCUAUACGUUAACGAAAGAAUACAAUGGACCAGUGGAAGAUAUCUUUUUGCAUCAUUGGAACGAGAUCGAGACAACUCCUGACUGGAAUCCACAGGUUCACUCAGCCAAGAAAGUUAACACGAUCUCGCCAACGGCUGACAUUAUACAUUACUCUACUUCGGAUGUGGUUGUUGUGAAGGGACGAGACUUUGUCGUGUGUCGAAUUUGGAGAAAGCUAAAUGAUGCAUGGUUUGUCGUAGCGGCAAGUUUCGAGAACGAUAUCCCGGUCAUAUCGAAGAAGAAAAGAGCGAUCGCUAAUGUGGUGGCUGGGAGAUUUGCGCCGAAGAAAGGUGAUCGAGAAAAGACAAUUAUUGACUAUUUGGUAUCUGUCGAUUUCCCCGGGACAUCAAUUCCAAAAGCGGUUCUUAGCAAGAACAUUGCUGAGAUGGUUGUUCGCGAUGCACGCUACGCGGAAAAGCACUUGGCUAUGAUGAAGGCGAAGAAUGAACCGGAAAAA